UGCACACCCGCACCUAGGCUCAGUGGUGGCGAGGUGCAUGCGGUGGCAGCACUCUAGGGCGAUCGACUCGCUGGCUCCCUCCACUCGCAGUGAUACACUGCAACUAUCGCCAGGUGCCAGUACGGCAGGCACCCGCGUCUCCAAUAUUUACUUAACUCCCACAACACGCUCUGAGUUGUUUUUCUAAUAGUAAUACUAAUUAUUAUUAUCAUUAUCAUUAUUAUAAUUAUACAAAUGAUAAAAAAGUGUACGGUAAAGCCUCGUCCCCUUGAUCGCAGUCACGUGCUCUCCUCUGUUGCUUCCCUAUUGUGACGAGAGAGAGAGAGAGAGAGAGAGCAUAAAUUAACAUAAGAUCAACAACAUGGUGGAACAAGAUCAUCAACAAUAUCCAGGAGGUGGAGGAACUGAUGUGAUCAACCUCACGAAAAUAGGUGUGGUGGCGGCUGUGGUGGCCGCUGCGGCAUGGUUCGCACAGUCAUGGCUCGGGGCGACGGAGGAAUCGUGUACAAGAAUGAUCCCGUGUAUGACUUUAUUGUGGUGGGGGCCGGCACAGCGGGCAGCGUGGUAGCGGCGCGGCUCAGCGAGACACCCCACCAUCGCGUGCUACUACUGGAAGCGGGCGGGGAAGAGCCAUGGCUCUCCUCCAUUCCCCUCGCCGCACCGCUCCUCCAGGGGUCUCGUUAUGACUGGAAAUACAUGACGAUGCCGCAAAAGAAUUCUUCAGAGGCUCUCGUUGGCAAGCGGUCGGCGUGGCCACGGGGGCGCGUGUUGGGCGGCAGCGGCAGCAUCAACUACAACAUCCACAUGCACGGGUCGCCGCAGGACUUUCAAGCGUGGGAGCAGCAAUACGGUGCCACGGGCUGGGGCUUUGCUGAGAUGAGAAAGUAUGCCAACAAAGCAGAAUGUCUGAGGCUUCGUCCGAAAUUAUUCAAGCAGGAGGAGUGCAGCAUGGAGGUAGUUCCUCUGCAGCAGAAAGGUUGUAGUGGGGGGAGCAAUGGCAGCAGUAAAGAAGAGCAAGGCCACAUGCGGCAGGCUCAGGACGCCGUUCAGUGCUAUGACCCGCCCAUCCGCACAAAGACUGCUUCCUCCACCCUCACCUCCACCUUCCUUGAAGCGGGAAAGGAGCUUGGGCUUCCUGUGGGAAACCUGAAUGAUGACAUCGACUAUGGGGUGAUGGCUGCCCGCACCACUGUGUUCAAGGGACGUCGCUGGAGCUCAUUCACCGGUUACCUCAAGCCCGCCCUCGGCAGACCUAAUCUUCACGUCAUGCUGCACACACAAGUCACAAAGGUUGUGUGGGAUGGAAAACGAGCAGUUGGAGUGGAGUUUAUUCAGUGGGACAAUACCAGGCUGAAUGGCACAGUAUAUGCCCGAGGGGAGGUGAUAUUGAGUGGUGGAGCCAUCAACACUCCUCUUCUUCUCACUCACUCAGGGGUUGGACCAAAGCAUGUGCUAAAGAAGCUGCAGAUUCCAGUGGUGUCUCCUCUGAAAGGUGUGGGCAGCAACUUACAAGACCAUCUCAAUCUGCCACUGUAUGUGUCCUUGGAGAAGCCUGUCUCCCUCAACCUUGCCAAGCUGAGGACCAUUUCUAACUUGUGGAAUUACUUCUUCAAUUCUGGAAAAGGUGACCUUGGGCAGGCAGCCAUUGAGGGUGUGGGGGUGAUGCCAGGGGAGGGGAAGCAGCAGGAGGUGGCGGCCAUUCUCUUCAACAUGGGAGCCGUGGACAAGCAUCUCUAUUCUGAAGUGGCCAAUAUGAAGCUUGAAUACUUUGAGAAGAUGUUCCCGGGUAUGGACAAUCAAAGUCAAGAGGGGUUCAUCUUCCUGGUGACAUGCCUCCACCCUCAGAGCACCGGCCAGCUACAGGUUGUCUCCAGUGAUCCCCGGCAGCCUCCUGUCAUUGACCCUGGCUAUCUCUCCCACCCCGCUGAUCUUCCCUGCAUGAGACAUGCUUUCAAGUUUGGCAUGCGUUUGCUGCGCACAAAGGCCUUCCAAAGCCUUGGGGCAUCUGCUCAUUUGCCUCGCUACAAGGAAUGUGUUGAGGCUGUUGGGGGUGCAGCAGGACCCGGUCCAGGGGAGGAUGCACGAGCCAGGUACAAGGAGUAUGUCAACUGUAUAGUGCGCAUUGGGGGCAUCACUGGUUACCAUCCCCUCGGCACUGCCCGCCUUGGCCAGCCCAAUGAUCCUAAGGCUGUGGUGGAUCUUGACCUUAGAGUGAUUGGGACAGAAAGGUUGCGAGUGGUGGAUGCCUCAGUCAUGCCCACACAGAUCUCUGGCACACCAAACUCUGCCAUCAUUGCCAUAGCAGAGAAAGCUUCAGACCUCAUCAAGGCAUCUUGGACCAACAGCACCCACCUGGUAUCACAGCGGCUGUGCUCCUCAUCCCCAGACUGUGAACAAAAGUUAUUAGCUAAACUGGACAGUUCCUCUGGUUGUGUGCACCCUUCUUUGCUGCUGCUGGUGUUCUUUCUUGUUUUUCAUUCUAUAAACAAUAAUGCUUAAUUUAGUCACCUGAAUCCUGGUAUGUAAUGUACUCAUACUUCAGUCUUCUGUUUUCUGUCAGAGUAUGUCUUUCUUCUUCGUCUUGUGUCAGGUAUUCAUGAUUCUAGUCAGAUUGUCCUUUUAUUCUGUGUGAUUUAAUAUGUUGUAUUUAUUAUAGAAUACAUUUUAUUUAAUGCA
Portunus trituberculatus (swimming crab) is the source of this 2676-nucleotide messenger RNA. Its product is annotated as neither inactivation nor afterpotential protein G-like. The record is from RefSeq and is a predicted model, not a curated record. Gene Ontology annotation, molecular function: oxidoreductase activity, acting on CH-OH group of donors; flavin adenine dinucleotide binding. Bases 463 to 2499 code for a protein of 678 amino acids. Lineage: Eukaryota; Metazoa; Arthropoda; Malacostraca; Decapoda; Portunidae. The transcript has 12 exons.